Spinacia oleracea (spinach) is the source of this 799-nucleotide messenger RNA. RefSeq names its product tropinone reductase homolog At2g29340. Gene Ontology annotation, molecular function: oxidoreductase activity. The record is from RefSeq and is a predicted model, not a curated record. Bases 1 to 456 code for a protein of 151 amino acids. The transcript is spliced from 4 exons. Lineage: Eukaryota; Viridiplantae; Streptophyta; Magnoliopsida; Caryophyllales; Amaranthaceae.
AUGGCCACAAAUUUCGAGUCGGUUUAUCAUCUAUCUCAACUUGCAUAUCCCCUAUUCAAGGCCUCAGACAUUGUCUUUAUUUCAUCUAUGGCUAGUAUCGUGGCAGUUGAUGUUGGAUCUGUUUAUGGGCCAGCAAAAGGAGCAAUGAACCAACUAGCAAAGAAUUUGGCAUGCGAAUGGGCAAAAGAUAAUAUCCGAAAUUCUGUUGCUCCUGGAGUAAUUUGGACUGCUAUAACUGAGGGACUUAAGAACUACAAGGAGUAUAAGGAGGCUUUCGAGUCUCGAAUUGCUCUAGGACGUGUUGGGAAUCCGGAUGAAAUUUCACCUGUAGUCGCAUUUUUAUGUUUACCGGCAGCUUCUUAUAUAACUGGACAAACUAUAACACUUCCGCUUAAUGAGAAGCCCAAGGAAGGAAACCUGGAGGAUUGUGCUUUUACAGAACAAUUCCCUGGAUGAAGAAAGUUCAGUGAAACAAAAGGAGGAACCUGGACUGAUUGUCAAACAAUUCAAGUCAUACACAAAAUUCCUAAGUUGGGUAUCAACAGGAGCAAACUCCAUGCAUUUUGGGAAAUAUGUGGUAUUCUCUACGAAAACGAAGGCAAGGAUCUCAAGACAAGUUCUUUUAUUGCGCUUUCCUAUCUUCGUUUUGCAAUGUUCUUCUAGGCCAAAUUACCAGCUUCAAACUGACAUAUGCUUUAAUUUUGAUAGUUAUAGGAAGAUAUCUUUGCUUUAAAUGUAGUUUUUUGAAAAAUAAAUACUAAUAACUUACAAAUCUCACAGGCUUCCAGGAUGCGAAUAA